AACGCUGGAACACUGGAACAGUGACAUAACAACAGACCAGAAUCAACAUAUCGAUUCCCCCCACGACAACAAUCGAUCCAGGUCACCACAUUGACCAGCAGCAGCCUCCUUACGCCCCUCCGCAGACUGCUGCUAUGUCUUCAGCAAGCCCCAGACCCCGUCUGGAGCAUCAGAACACAGCCGAUAUCAUCGAGCACAACUAUUUCAACGAGAACCAACGCCCCGCUGCGUUGGAAAAGCACACCGCUCUAGCCAGGGACUUCAUCAAUCUCCAUGCUGCGGCUGGCCGGCGCGUGGUCCUGGUCACCUCUGGCGGCACAACCGUCCCGCUCGAGCGGCAGACGGUUAGGUUCAUAGACAACUUCAGUGCCGGCACACGAGGGGCGACAUCAGCAGAGUAUUUCCUCGAGAAGGGAUACGCGGUGAUAUUCCUGCACCGGCAAUUCAGCCUGCUGCCGUACUCGCGCCAUUACAGCCACGCCACCGACUGCUUCCUGGACUUUCUACACGAGGGACCCAACGGCAGCGUCGUGGCCAACGAGGAAUACCGCGAGAAGAUGCUCAAGGUGCUGCGCCAGUACACCUCCGCAAAGCGCGAGCGCCUGCUCCUAACCCUCCCCUUCACCACCAUCAAUGACUACCUGUUCGUCCUGCGCGCCGUCUCGCAGCUGAUGAGGCCCCUGGGCCCGUCCGGCCUGCUCUACCUCGCCGCCGCCGUGUCCGACUUCUUCGUCCCGCCCGAGCGCAUGGUCGAGCACAAGAUCCAGUCCACGAACGCGGUCGAUACGCCGACCGAGAGGGACGCAGAAGCCGCGGCCGAGAACGAGAAGGGGAGCGAGGAGGAGGCCUUCGACAACUUCGACUCCUCGCCAUCGGUCCCGCGCAGCAAGCGCCUGAUCAUCGACCUCGAUCCGGUGCCUAAGUUCCUCAAGAACCUAGUCGAUGGCUGGGCGCCUGAGGGCAUGAUCGUCUCUUUCAAGCUGGAGACCGACCCGGCGAUCCUCGUGCACAAGGCCCGCUACUCGCUGGAGCGCUACCAGCACCACCUCGUCAUCGGGAACCUACUCUCGACGCGCAAGUGGGAGGUCGUGUUCGUAGCGCCAGGCCAGAAGGAUCGCUGGAUCCGCGUCCCUCAGCACCGGAGGAAAAAGACGGCCAGCACUGUGGGGACCAGCGUUCCUGUCGUAGGACCGAGCGAGGACGAGAAGCCGCUGGAUCCUAAGGAUCUCCCGGAAGGCGAGCCGGAGAUCGAGAUCGAGAGCCUGAUCAUCCCGGCCGUCGAGGAGUUGCACACGAGUCAUAUCAAGAACUUCGUGAAGAGACAGUCACCGUGAAACGGCUACUGUCCAAUUUCAUGAGUAAGUCUACGCAUUAGGGGUGGGGCGAAGAUCAUCGUCAUAAUGCUGCCGGCGGUUCCUCUGAUCACCAUGGAGCCGCUUCAGAAUAGAAG
Amorphotheca resinae ATCC 22711 is the source of this 1450-nucleotide messenger RNA. RefSeq lists its product as hypothetical. Gene Ontology annotation, cellular component: nucleus; cytoplasm. Gene Ontology annotation, biological process: coenzyme A biosynthetic process. Gene Ontology annotation, molecular function: phosphopantothenate--cysteine ligase activity. Bases 135 to 1334 code for a protein of 399 amino acids. The record is from RefSeq and is a predicted model, not a curated record. The transcript has a single exon. Lineage: Eukaryota; Fungi; Ascomycota; Leotiomycetes; Helotiales; Amorphothecaceae.